CUGCCUUUGGGACGAGAAUCAAGGACGUCGAAUUCGGAGAAAGAUGCCUUUUACAAACGAGACGGACAUUCUGUCGAUACCUGCAGUUCUCGCGGCCGAAAAUCAUAACACAAAUGUCCUCGUUACGAUAAUAUUAACGGUCAUUUUGGUGGCAGUGGGAGCGACGGUGGUGUUUAGAAGGGAAGAGCCAAAGAAGGUACCCGAAUUUCAAGAGCCACCAGUUUUGCCUUCCAAGGUACCUUUUAUCGGGCACUUGAUUGGAAUGUUAAGGUGGCAGGUCGGUUACAUGCAGAUGUUAAGGUACGAGCUGUCGUGGAACCAUUCCCUGACAGGGAAUUUUCUCUUUGACGCAACACCACUUACUAAUCGGCUUUCCAGCUCCAAAUGCCCAUCAUGGCCAGCAUUCACACUGAGAAUUGGCGCGGCGCGAAUUUACGUUAUUUGCGAUCCCUCCUUAAUACAAGCUGCCUAUCGAAACGCCAAAACAUUUGAUUUCGGUUCUUUCGUUGUCGAAUCCUCGGAACGACUUUUCCAAAUCAGUGAGCACGGGAUGAAAAUUAUUCGCGGAGAGACAACUCCAGGAUAUGAUCCAAAUGGACCAUUUUUAAAUGGAAAUAAUGGAAAGUCUUUCCUCAACGAGAAUCACAGGAUCAUGGUAGAUACGCUUUCGCCAGGGCCAGCAUUACGUAGUUUGAACAGAGCAGUUUUAGACAGAGUGGCAGGGUCUCUCAAUGAUAUUGAUAGUACUGAGGGGAAGUUUGGAUUAUACAGGUGGAUGAGAGAUAUCAUUACACAUGCCUCAGCCGAAGCAAUUUAUGGGCCCAACAAUCCAUUUUCUGGCAACCCAAAGCUCGUAGAGGAUCUAUGGUAUGUUUUCCCUCGGCGUCGUAUGCGAUAGUACAUUGUGGUCUUGGCCUUGGCCGACGGAAUUAUAGCAGCUAACAUAGCAUAGGCAUUUUGAAGCAGACAUGACACUUCUUAUGCUACAAUUUAUGCCGACAUUUAUUGCGCCAAAAGCAUACCACGCCAGAACGGCUAUUAGAAAUGCAUUCGAAGAAUACUAUGCCAACGGUCACGAUAAAGAGGCCAGUAUACUAAUACAAACACACCUUGCUUCUUGCAAGAAAUGGGGAUUUGGAGAUUCAGACAUCGCAAAUUUCGAGGUCUCGACACUUUUUCUAGCCACCACCAACACAGUCUCCACCUCUUUUUGGCAGCUUUCCUAUAUCUUAUCCGACCCUGAGCUCCUCGAUGCCAUCCGUGCGGAGGUAGAGCCGAUUAUUAAGCGCCAAAAUUCACCCAUAGUGGGUGAAGAAGUAGCAGUGAUGGACAUUACACUUUUCCAAACUCAAUGCCCUCUCCUCGUCUCGACCUUUCACGAAACCUUACGCCUAGUAGGAUCUGCCACAUCAGUACGCUCUGUUGUUGCUCCCGCAAAUUUGAAAGCCAAUUCCAACACUUUCUCCCUCCAAUCCCCCGCAGUAAUACAACUUCCAUCUGGUAUCACACAUUCAUCACCUGCAAUUUGGGGCCCUGACGUCAACUCUUUUAAUCCUACCCGUUUCCUCGCAUCUACCAAAGCAACCUUGGACAAGGAAACGAAGCGCAAGCAAAUUCAAGGAUACUUUCCCUUUGGAGGCGGGAAACAUCUUUGCCCCGGAAGGCAUUUUGCAACGGCGGAAAUAUUAUCAUUUGUCACUGCUUUGGUCACGGGAUUUGAUAUUGAGGGAUCCCAUGUUCCUGAGAGAGCGUUUCAGAAGUUGGGAACUGGGGUGAGAAAACCAAUGGGCGAUGUGGACGUGGGUAUCAAACGACGUGAAGGAUGGGAGGGUGUGAAGUGGUGUUUUGAUCUAGGAGGACAGGAAGUGAACUUCAGCACGCUCGCUGGGGGUAGUGACGAGGUUGAGGAGUAAACGAUUUAUUUUUGAGCUACUGAGGGAGCGACCGUCGAAUAUCUGGAUAAAACAGUAUGAUGACGAAAAGAAGGGAUGGGCAUGAGGAAGGUUUUUUUUUCUUGGAUGACGAACAUAUUGAUACCCAGGUGCGUUUAUAUGGAAGAGAAAUGAGAAUUUGGACAUCUGGGAUGUACAUUGUAUAUUAGAAAAAAGGCUUUUGGAUAAAAGGGCCUUGAGUAUAUAAUUUGAUGGGAAACUCACAGUUCCUUGAUUAUAUCAAGGAUGAUAGUGUACAUAAUUCAAGCUGAAAGGGCAUUAAAAGCAAAAUUCGUAUGUUGGAGCUCGCUUAAGAAUUAUAUAUGAUUUGUUCUAUGUGCG
Messenger RNA from Hymenoscyphus albidus, 2273 nucleotides. NCBI's taxonomy places the organism in Eukaryota, Fungi, Ascomycota, Leotiomycetes, Helotiales, Helotiaceae. The record is from the annotation of a GenBank genome assembly.